AUGCAGAUUCAGAAAGACCACUGCCACUGUUCCGCUUUAAUCGGGCUACUCGACGCUAAAUUAGAGACUGACUCAAAACGAGGGAGGGCUGGUGGGGCUGCUCUGUACUUACAUGCAACCCUACCAAUCCCGAUUGUCCUCUCUGACACCACCCCUGCACCCUAUUACGAUGCACUAUGGGUCCAAAUCCCGCUGCGCGGCUCCGAUUCUCUCCUUCUCGGCGUGGUCCACCGUAGCCCCUCGAGUCCCCCUGAUGAUGACCAACUCCUCAUACAAACACUUGAGCAACGCUCCUCCAGCUACCACUUAACUCAUCUCCUCGCUUCGAAUCAGGCGGACCUUUUGCAGCGGCGCGGACUGAAGUCGUUCAACAGAGCGCUUGGACUCAACAUGUCGUUGCACCCACCAGGUACCAUCCCUCCUGGACUUGAUCAUCACCAACGAAAGACACUUCAACUGUUAUUCAUUCAAACCGGCUGGUGCUCGGUCUACACUCACACGGUCCUUCAACAAAAGGGAAAUUGUCCGUGA
Opisthorchis viverrini is the source of this 531-nucleotide messenger RNA. RefSeq lists its product as hypothetical. The transcript has 4 exons. The coding region runs from base 1 to 531 and encodes 176 amino acids. NCBI's taxonomy places the organism in Eukaryota, Metazoa, Platyhelminthes, Trematoda, Opisthorchiida, Opisthorchiidae. The record is from RefSeq and is a predicted model, not a curated record.